Molecule: messenger RNA, 683 nt
Organism: Teleopsis dalmanni
Lineage: Eukaryota; Metazoa; Arthropoda; Insecta; Diptera; Diopsidae
Product: leucine-rich repeat-containing protein 20-like
Exons: 1
Coding region: 69-599 (176 amino acids)
Molecular function (GO): protein binding
Source: RefSeq, a predicted model, not a curated record
AAUAAAAAGUGAAUAUAUAUUUUAUUAGUUUUUAUAAAAUUUACUGAAGUGCAAGCAAAUUGCGUAGAAUGGCGCACGCCGUAGUGAAAGUUGUGGAACGUUGCGAAAAUGCACAAGAAAACAAUACAUUGGAUUUGUCUGAGUGUCAAUUAAUGCACAUACCUGAUGCCGUUUAUCAUUUGAUGCGAAACACAGAACUUAAGACUUGCGAUCUCAGUUGCAAUGUGAUUAAGAAGAUACCCCCAAAAUUCGCUCUUAAAUUUAAUUUAAUAACAGAUUUGAACUUGUCACACAAUCAAUUGUCCAGAAUACCAGAUGAGUUGGCAGAUUUGAACUCCUUGGCACGUUUAAACAUUUCACACAAUUCAUUUAUUGUACUGCCACCAGUUGUGUUCAAAAUGCCUAAAUUACGCGAAUUGGACGCCAGCAAUAACGCCAUCAUAGAAAUCGACACAGAUGAGAUGGUGACCAGUGAUUGCUUGGAGUUAGUAGAUUUAAAACAAAAUCCCUUAUGCCGCGUCUUUCACCGUAAAUUGCAAAACAUCAAUGUACCGUUCCGCAUCGAAGUGUCAGAGUACGACGAGGAUGCAGACUGGUAGUUGCCUCCCUAUUUGAGAUCAUCCUACCGACUGCGCCAGUGACAAUUUUCAAUAAAAACGAUUUUUUUAUUUUUUAAAUGAAAA